AAACUUCCGCUGUUGACAAACCAAUACACUUCGCACGUGUAUUGUAGAAGCGAAAGUUAGUUUGAUAAAAGGAAAACAGAAAUCAGUAUGCCAGCAGAAGCACCAGCAAAACAUAAGGGGUCCAAAAAUGCGUCUAAAGUUGUUUCAUUUAGACCCCCUCAAGAAGUUUUAGACGUUUUUUGGACUCUUUCUGACGGUACUGAUGAACAACGAGUAGCUGGAGCAAUUAAGUUGAGCCAACUAAUUGAAAAAUCUGAAGUGAGUCUGUAAUUUACUUAGUUAUUCUAUAGUUAGUAAUAACUGAAGUAAAUGAUUUUCUCUCUAAUGUUGCUUGUUAUUGUUAGCGUCGUGAGAUUAAGAUUUAUGGGCAAUUUAGCGUUAUUAGAUCUCUCUCUAGUAUAAAUAUGUUGCUAUUUAGUCUAUUUUUACAAGAUGAAGAAGUGUCUUGGCAGAGCAUAAAAAAAUCCGGUAAUGUUGUAUAUUAGCGUCAGUAACUUAAAUAGAAAAUUUUUCGUUGGUAUUUAAAAAUUUUUCAAAUAAUUAAAUAUUCAUUGCCGAAGUUCUGUAUCUAUGAGUGAAGUCCCGAACAGAAAUGCAGCAACUUUGCAGGCUUGCAUAUACAGCAGCAUAUUUUGCCAGAUUCUGCUCACAUCAUAUCUGACGGGCAGCUUUUGCACAAGUGGACAGGAUAGGAGAUGGAAUAUAUCAACAUUCAGUUGUUGUCCAUCAACACAACUUCGUUGAACCAAACGAUGCAGAAGUCCACGCAAAGAACAUUGAGAAUUUAAUAUGUGGAUGCAGGCUAAGCGCAAACUGAAGUGACAGUUCGGGACUAGUUGUGCUCUUUUUCCAUCCUAUUUGCACGAGUUUGCUUAUCGUUACUUUGGUGAUGUAGACUUAUUUUCACAGUUCAUCAUCACUUUGGCUGACAAUUAUGGAUUAAUGAACAUGCGUUUUUACUAUUGUGUCAUCACUGAAUAAACCUUAAACUGGUUUUAUAUGGUUUUAAUUAUUUUGUAACAAUUUUUAAAUUACCAACACUAAAAUACAUUACCAAAAAUCCAACAAUGUCACCAAGGCCAAAUCAAUGACUAAGUAAGACUCAGAUUUGAUCAGAAACUCUCUAUCAUUGAUCAAUUAGUGCUUGGUUUGGUUUGGAAGUUUAUUUUAUUUUGAUUUUUUCAAGGGCUUAAUUUAUUUUAUUGUUCUAAACACCCUAUUUUAUUUCUGCCCUUUUGCCAGAUUGCAUCUUUACUUUAUUAUAUUAUUAAUAAAUGUAAAUAAUAAUAUAAGUUUAUUAUAACUUACAUUAUAACAAAUAACUUUAUGUAAAUAACUGGGGUGCACAGUGUCAUUUGGGUAUGUAACAUCUGUGCUGGAGGAAGAGACUGGAUAAUGAACUUUAGACUAAUACUAUAUCAAAUGAAGUUAAAAGCAAAUAUGGAAGGCAAAUAAAACCGUAAAGCCUAGUUAUAACUAUUAAACUUAAAUAAUUUGAUCCCUACUUGUCUAGAUUUGUAUUUAGGCCAGUGAGUUAAGUCUUUUUUUUAUUUAGCAUUGAUCUCUGUCCAUCUCAUACCCAUAUUAUGUUUAGGGCACAUCCCACCCUGCCUAAUACUGGCCAUAAAUUAAUAGUAUCAUUUAGCCUAGGGUAAUGGGGAGUGACCUGAUAGUGGAGUAAGACUAAAAGUACAAAUUAAGGCCAAGGUUGCUGGCCAAUAGCAAGGGCCUAAGUUUAAAAUUAUUUAUAUUAAAAAUUAUUCUAAUUGGAAGAAGAAGAAGGAGCUCAAAGCAAAAGUACCCCAAUGAUUGACAUUUGACACUAGAAUUGGGAAAAUAAAUAACAUGUCAUCUGGAGGGGGAGGGGUGUCACGAUUUUGUGAUUAUCUAUUAAUAAAUUAUGAAGGUGUAUAAAUUGUCCGACAAAUUUUUGACAAUAUGGGUCUAAAAAUCAGGAAAAAAAAUUACAUCAUUUAUGGAAUGCCCUUAAGUUUCUGGAGUAUGAUUGUCACCUUGUUGAAAAGCAGACCCUCUGAGCGUUCUUAGUCAUAUGAAAAGUUAUGUUAAAUUCAACAAGCGUAAUUGGAAGUGCCAGAGCAAUGUGAUUGUACACAUAUUCAUCAUAUGCUGAAUUUUUAAAACUUUUAUAUGUCUCUAUCAGGGUAACAGUAACUUUUUUUUGUGGUAUUUUAAAAGGAAGAUGUAAAAAAACAGAUUCUUAACUACUGCAAAGAAAGACUUGUGAGAGGCCUCAGCUCAGGUAGAAAGUUUGCCAGAGUUGGAUUCUCAGUUGCACUUACUCAGGUAAUAUGUAAGAAAUUAAUACUAAGAUCAAUUUUGUAACAUAUAAUGUAAAAGUAUAACACAUCCAUAUAGGGCCUUUUAAAUGUAUUUUUGCCCCCUUUUUUAAAUUUUUAUUUGUUGUUGGACUUUGCAAAAAAAUAUUUUUACUCUUGGUCUUGAUUAUAUAUUGUUUGUCAUGGCUUAACACUCUUAAAUUUGUUAUAAAGGCCUAGUCAGUUAUACUAAAAUAAUGGUUACUAUGGUUUGUACAAUUUGUAAUAUGUUAUUUAUCAAGAAAGAUUUUAAAGUAUAUCAAUGCAUUAUCUGUGCUCAAUGUCAUUUAAAUCAAGCUUUAUAAGUGUAUUUGAACAUUCUUUUUGUAUUUUUAAAAAAAUAUCAAAAUCGUGUUACAGAACUGUUUCCAUUUUACUGUAUUUAUUUUUGUAUCUUUGUUGCAGCAAAUUUUUGUCUUACUCUUUUUUGAUUACAUAUUAAAUCUAUAAAACCAACAGCUUCUACGACAGUAUGCUGAACUUGAUACAAGUGAUGUCUUAUCUACCAUUAAGGCUAAACUCAUACUCAAGGGCCCUGAAAGGAAAACAAAAAAAGUAUGUUUUCUAAUAUGACACUAUUAUAAUAAUUUAUUUUGUUUUAUUUUUUUUGCACAAUUUUGUUGCUUAUUUCCUAGCUUGCUUUCACUUUUAAGAGUAAUUUCCUCUAAAUGAUGUGUUUAUGUCAAUGCUAAAUUUUAAUUUUCUCACAUUAUAUUUUGCUUCUCAAAUAUUUGUUUUCCAAAAUAUUUAGCCAGCUGAUGAUUUUUUAAUGUUGAAAAAAAUUAACUCUUCCUCAAUUAAUUAGAUAUUUCUUUUUGCUAAUAUACAAAAAAAAAUAACCUUAUUACUAAGCCUCAAGUUGAUAAAAGUAUGUAUUUUUACUUCUUUUAUAAUAGUAUUUAUGGUACUAUUCAUGUAAUAUGUCUUAACAUAGUCACCUUACAUUGUUCAAACCUGUUAAACACAAACUAUAUUUCAUAUAUUUGAUAGGAAGUUGGAGGUGUCUAUCUUGGACGUGCCUUUGCAUUCUCCACACUUAUUAAAGCAGGAAGAUUAACACAGGUAGGAGAGUGCAAAUUUUUAUAAAUUUCAAUCAUUGAAUAUUUGGUCCAAUGCUUAAUCAAACAUUUCAAUGACAAUCUUUUGAUUUUUACUAAAAGCUAUUGCUUAGCUAUCUGCAUGUAAAAUUACAUUUCUUUUGAAAUCUCCACUGAUCACUUUUGCAAUUAUUUUUUAAGCGAUUUUUUUGUUAAGCAAUUGUUAUUAGCCAUAUCACAAUAAUAUCCAUCUUAUUUUUGGCUUAUCUCACAAUGUAAUAAAAUUAAAAUACAUGUCUUUAACCAAGAUGAUAUUGACCAGGGGUUGGCAAUCAGACUUGGCAUGCAGAGCUACUUUCAAUGGCACAUGGAAGACCAAAAAAAUAAAAUGAAGGACUUAAAAAAUGUGUCUCCUUGUAGGGUAUAAUUAACAAAUUCUACUUGGGCACAAUGUUACCAAGAGGUUACAGACCCUUGGUAUAGAUUACAGAGUUCGUAUUUCAAUUAACCAAUUUUGUUCUAUGUUUUCAGCUUAGUGGUGAAGCCUUGAGCUCACUAGUAGAAGACCUUUUAAAAAUGUCUGAUAAGAAAUCCUACCUGAAAGCAGUGUGUAACAGAACAAUUGAGGAUCUGAUAGCACAGGUGUGUGCAGCUAUUUGUUUUAAAUUGCAUUUGUAACAAAAAUGUUAUUAGUUUUGUAGAGUAGUAAAGUUUAUUUUUAAAUUGCAUGAAAGUAGACUAGUUGCUUUAGCAGACACGCAUUUUCUAAUAUUAUUUAAACCUCUUUUAAUUUAAUGUAUUUAAUGUAUUUAAUUUUGAUCCUUCUUUUAUUUUGUGUGUUUAAAUGUAAUUAAUUAUAUUUAUAUUUUUUUUUACAGAUUUCUUCAACCUCCUUUGAAGAGCAUGUGUGGCCAAAAAUAAGUAGCAAGCUAAAAUGGGGGUGGAAUUCAUGUACCUUAGACAGGCUAUCACUUUUGAUGACAUGUCGUGAUACAUUUCCCGUGAGUAGCCACAGCACAAACUGUGAUGUUUGACUUUUCUUUUUUUUUUUUUCAAAUUACAAAAUGUUCAACUAUGUUUGUUACAAAUCAGAUUUGUUUAUAACUGAUCAGAGGUCAUUAUAUUUUUUAAACUGCUGUAAUUUUUAUUUUAUAAUCUUUAUUGUGGGAGUUUUUCCCAUUGAACAAUUACAUUCUCAAGCAACAUGAAAAUUUGGUUAUGCGUCUAUUGUUGAAAGUUAAAUAAUAAAGAAAAUAGUUCAACAUUGUAAGUGUCAUUGUGAUCUUAGUGGUAGAGUCCCCUCAGAGUUGUGAGGUUUUUUAGCAUCACUCAUCUAUACAUACAUUUGAAUAAAUAGAUCCCCUCUACACCAGUCUUAUGAAUUGCAUGGUCAUAUUCUUGAGCCAGUUUCCUCCAUUAGGUACCUAGUUGUUACCAUUCAAAGAGAGGUCUGCUGGGACAAGCACAUUAACAAUGUGUGCUACCGGCAAACAAGACCCUAGGGUUCUUAAGGCGAAAUCUGAAGAUCAGCAACUCAAGCGUGAAAGAAAAAGCCUAUAAAGCCUUAGUCCGGCCGCUUUUAGAGUACGCAUCUACAGUCUGGGACCCAUUUACCCAGAAAAGCAUCGACAGGUUGGAGGCGGUCCAGCGACGUCCAGCGCGCUUUGUCCUGAACCGCUAUAGAAACGCCUCAAGUGUUGGCAGCAUGCUAGAAACACUGGGCUGGUCACCAUUGAAAGAAGGACGACGACUAUCCAGGCUCACCAUGUUGUACAAGAUAAAAAAUGGGCUGGUCCAUUGCUCCAGCAUCAAACCGAAACUCGUCCAUCUCCCCCCAGACAGCGACGAGGCCACGACAGGCAGUUCCGGCUAAUAAAAACAAGAACUCAGUACAGGAACUUCUCAUUCCUGCCAAAGACAAUAAGGGACUGGAACAAAGUUCCAAAAGCAACAGUUCAGGCGAAUACUCCGACACAUUUGUGUCUCAUGCCUCCUGUCUUCCAAACCCCAGUUCAAAAUGCCACUGCUGAGUCGCCCUUGCAACCAGUGAAGUAUCCCCUUGAAAACCAUGCACAGUAACAUCGCGAACCCCUCUGAAACCCAGGGAGCAGAAUGAUCAAUUCAUUGAUCGUGGGCCCUCAAAAUAUAGAAGAAAUAAUAUUUUAAAAUGUAUAUAUUAUUUUAUAAACUAUUUUAUAAACAUAUUUUUCAGAAAGUGACGAAGAAAAAGUUUUUGAUGAAACACUGGGGGUAUCCAUUGUUGUCUGAGGAAAAUGAUGAAAGACUUAUGAGAACUAUAUUGGUAAGACAUAUUUUAAAAGUUAAUUAUUAAUAUAUAUGCUGAUACAAUGAAUACAAUGAAUAUUGCCAAAUAUUGCUGGGCUACAUUCUAUGAUCUAUCUUUACAGGAUACACCUCAAAAGUCUGAGAUUCUGCUUGAAAAAAUUUUGCCAAAAAUGUUGGAGAGUGAGAGAGAUGUAUUAUCCGUAUGGAAAGGUUUAGGGGGUGAAUAUACAUUUUCUCUUCAUUUUAUAUAAGAUCCUUAUUGGAUUUGACAUGUUAUGAACAGUUUAAAAGAUUGUACAAAAUUUCAUCUUCUUUUCUGAACAGCGUCUCAGUAUUUUUUAAUUUGAACUGUACAUCAGGAAAUACUUGGUGUAGAAGAAAAAAUGUAACCAUUCUAAAGUUUAGUUAGGGAUAUGUGACUAAAAUUGUCAUUUUAAAAUUAUCCUCAGAUAAACUAACAGAACAGCUCCAAGAGAAAAGGACAGACGUCAUGUUACAACGUCAACUUUUGGCAUUAAAGAUUGCCAAUAAACUUUUGUCAUCACCUGGUGCUGAAGUAGAACAGGUUGGUCACAAUAUUAUAUAUUAUUUUGGGGUGUUAUUUUUCAGGGUGUCACUUGAGUUUUAAAAUUAUUUCUUUUAUUUUCCUUGGCAUUAACGAAAACUGGUUUCCUUCAACAGAUUUUAGAGAUCAUGCUAUCACCCAGGUUGGCAAAAUAUAUAUUUCACUCCAUCGUCAAGAAAAAUGACCCACUUGCUGCUGCUGCUGAUAGUUUGGUAAGCUUAAGUUCUCUUUCAAUGUCUUUAAACUUUAUUUUAUCCUUUGCAUGCUUUUAGUGCAAACAUUUUAUGGAAAUACCCUGUUAAAUGACCAGCAUCCUCACACUGCAUUAAAUAACAAAUUUCUGAUUUAUAUUUUUUUACAUGGUAACUGCAUAUUGGCAUUAAAUCUAUUAACCCACCUGUUUUUCUUCUAAACUUUUCUGAUUUGUACACAAGCCGCCUCAUCGCCCUGAAGGUUACAUGAUUUUCGAAUAACUUUCACAAACUUGACAAAAAAAUUUUUUUCAACACUCCCCAGUGUGAGCAGUUCUGCACUAAACUUAAAUCAUCCAACUACAGUGUUUAUGAUGUUCUAGAAAAGAUCUGGGAAUCAGAAGCUGCUGAAGUAGAUAAAAAAAAGUCCAAUAAAAUUAAUUUUAACUCAAACAACUUCACCAGAAUCCUUGACUUAGUGAGUAAUUAACUGAAUUUGAGAGUUUAAAAAUAGUUUUUUUUAAUUCAAAUUCAAAAAUCUUUGUUUGCCAAUAAUGCAGAACAAGAUUAUUAAUUUUCUUUUGAAUUUUACAUUUUCUGGGGAAAAUUUGAAGGUGCAAAAAUAUAUUUGCUACCUACAAGUCAAUAAUUGAACAAAAGCUAUUAUUUUUAAAAAAUACCUUUUUCAAUUAUUUUUGUACAGAAAACAUAUUUUAAUUUUAAAGUCGAUGACUGUAAUUAAACUUGAAUAAGCUUCAUACAAAAUAUUCUCAUUAUAACAUAACUAACAUUGAUGUAAGAACAGUAUAAUCUAUAAUGAAGAUAUUUAACUUUAUCUUCAGUUGUCUCAACCUGAGGCAGAGAAAUAUGUUGAAUUUCUAGUUUCUUAUGUUAAAGGGAAAGAGUGGCCAGUAGUGUAAGUGUUCUCAUAUUUUUUUCAAAUUAGAAAUAUAUUAAAUUUCUAUAGCAAAAUACAAUAGAUUGUAAUCGUACUUAUUAGAUAUUCAUAGUUAGAAAAUAUAUAAGUGGGAGGGCUACUGUAAUCCUCUGAAUUUGAGAAUGUUAGAAUUCUUUUUUAAAGUAAAAAGUUAAGCCGAUUAAUAUUUAUUCUAUUGUGAUAUUACCAUUAGAAGACAUGUUGGUUUAUGUUUGAUUAGAAAAGUAUGGAUGGAUUUGUAAUUAUAAAAAAAAUAUGCCAUAAUAAUUGUAUUCAAUAUUUUUAUACCUAUUUGUAGAGCCAUAGAAUCUGGCAAACAAGAUAAACAGCUUGAGUAUUGUGUUCGGCAGCUGCAGCACAUUGCUAGUUCACAGCUCACAAACAAUACAAUACAGUCGACAGUACUGACGUUUUUACUCAGACUGGCUUUUUUCCAAGUGAAUAAAACUACAAAGAGCAUCCAACAUGUAAGAUAUUACUGUUUUCAACUUUUUGUUUCUGCCUCAUGUUAUUUGAUUAAAAAGAAGCGAGUUUUGAUAAAAAAAUUGUGUUGUUUUGGACAUGAAAUAUAAUUUCUAUUCUAUAUUUACAGUCUUAAAAAUGUGACACCUAUUUUUCCUUUUUUUAAUAUCCAUAGUGUGAAAAGUGUAUAAACUUUGGAGCAGAAGACUUACACCAGCAGCUUUGUGAAUCUGCAUUCUACAAAUGCCUUGAUGCUCUAUCAACUCUCAAAACUAGUGAGCAUAAAUUCAAGAAUUUAACUUAAAAUCAAGAGUAAAUCUGGAGACAUUGCUUAAAAUAUUGUGUUCUUGUCCUUUAAAAAGUAAUAAAGUAACAGGUGUCUCUUUGAGAUGGACCAAUCAAAAAAAUAAAGUUAAAGUUAACUAAAAUGGUUAGACACUAAAAUGGCAUGGACAUCAGACAGAUUUUACUUUUAUUAAAUAUGUUGUCCUUUAUAACAGAUUAUAAUUCUUAAUAACAAAUUAUAAUUCUUUCACCUGCAGAUCAGCAGAGUAGAUGGGGACAGUUUUCUGCUUACCUUGAUUUAAUGUAUCACCUGGCAGAAUAUGUUCAGGUUUGUUUUGGGGUUUUUAUAUUUCUUUUUACCGCUAAUCAGAAUGUCACAAAAUGUUAUUAGACUUCAGAAGUCUGACGAUAUAUGAUAAAAAAAAAUUCUACAUAGAAGGUAGACUUAACUGUCAACUUUCAAACUUGCUGAUUGCUGCAUAUUUAAGAAACCCUGAAGUGUAAGGAAAUAGGGCUGUUUGUGUUGUAACUAUUAGCUUUAGAAAUUCUUCUGGAUCACUGUGAACACGGUAGUGGAUUGGUUUUUUGCUUUUCUUGGUUAUUAUGAGGUUAUUCCCACCUUUAUUAGAAUUUUAUUAAAUUUAUAUUAAGAAAUGUCAUCACACAGUUGCUGUAAGGUUAACAUUCUGAUAACUGCAUAGUGAAGGCCAGGUGGUUUAUAUGUAAAAAAAAAAAAGAAAAAUGAUCAGCUCAAGUUAAAUAUUAUGGCUUAUAAAAUAUUUUUUAGGACUUAUUGUUACUUGUUUUUUUUUGUAUUGUUUUUUUUCUCCAGACCCUUUUGACAGCAGAGUCAUUGAAACCUAUAAAAGAAUGGCCCAAUGAGGUGAAUAAAGACAAUUUAAAGUUAACAGAUGGUUGGGUAUCUCUGUUGUAGCAUUAAUUAUAAUUUAAUCUUAGCUUCAAUUAAUGGUUUGAAUACAUAUAUAUGAGGGUAGCGAAAUGCAUUAUAAACAAAUAUGGAAACUUCAUGACCACAUUGUUUUGGCUGCAAUUAAUUGACUAAAAUUUUCACUCAGCUGUUGUUUUGUGUUGUUAACCUAAUUUUUCCUAUGAUUAUUCCAGAUAAAAACAGAAUGGAAAAAACUUUUUGCCUUAAUCACAAAGAUUAAAGAGGUACAUUAUGUUUUUAAUUCCUUAUCAAUAAGGCAUAUGCAGUAGCCAUGAUAAUUAUUUUAAGAAUUUAUUUUCAGAACUUAAAUUAUUAAAGAUGACAUAUGCACAUUUUAUUGCCUAAUAGUAAGGAAUAUUAUAUUUACCUGUACCACAAAUGUGUUGAUGAAAGCCAAGAUUUCUUUGUUUCACAUCUUGUUAAUUUUAAUUGAUCACAUUUCCUCUAUUUCCUUUCUUCUAACAGACAGCAAAGAAUGACAAGGAAGCAUCGUACAACUCUGCAUUUAUGUUAUUAUUCUUAUUCCUGGGAUUUCAAUUUUUUACAGAUCACAAAAUGGCUGUUGAACUUUUACAGGUUAGAAAUAUAUUUAAACCUUCCUAAUCCAGCUCCCAAUCCUAGUAACAAUAGUAUGUAAUCCAAAAUUAUGUCUAAUAUGUCCAAUGAAAUAGUUGAUGAGGCUUAACAAAAAUAUAUGUCUACCACUAUUUCCAGGAUGUUUAUCUUUGCUAUGAGAAAGCUAGUAAAGGACAAAAAGAAAAGAAUGAUGAUGGUAAGAAUUGAGACCAUCCCAACAUAAAUAAACAUUGGGAAAUUGAAAUUUAAUGAUGUUGCUCUGUCGUCUUUGUGGGACAUUUCAAAUUAAAGAAAUAUUACAAGAAUUCUUUCCAUACUGUUAACAUAAGAUUUAAUUUUUGUGUAUAAAUUGUUUUCUCACUUUUUCUAAUCUCUCUUAAACAUGUAAAUUUCUACGAGCAGAGCCACCCUGGGUCGAAGUAGUUACAGAGGUUUUGUUGAGUCUAAUGUCCCUGAAUUCCCACUUUGGAAGAGUCAUCACGGCCACUGUGUUUCGCUCUAUUUCCAGCUACUUGACUCCUGGAGCCAUAGCUCUUGUUUCAGCAGUAGGUUGCACACUUUAUGAACUUUUUUGCUGUCUUGGUACUCUACUAAAGCACAUGUGUCAAACUCAAGGCCUGCAGGCCACAUCAGGCCCGGCGUACAAUUAUCAGGCCCGAUAGAGAAUUUUAGGCCAACAUAUUUUUAAUGGUCCCCCGAUAUAAAGUGCAAAUAAAAUUCCCUAAUUAGCAGCAUUGCCGAACAAUAUGCUACCCGAGAGUGUUCUAGCUUCGAUAAUGGAUAUGCCAAUGAUUUUAUAGUAUUAAAACUUUUUUCUGUUUUUUUUUACCGGGUAUAGUAAUGUUUAAAAAUGGUUUCAUUUUCCGAUUAAUUGAAUUUUUAUGCUAUUCGGCCCGCUGAGCGAUUUAGCUUGACACCCUGUUCUAAAGUACAUAAUUUCAAAGAAUUCCAAAAUCUUUUAAUGUUAAAAAAAAUAUAUAUAAUAUAUAUAAAUAUAUUUCCUACUGGUUAAUUGGCCCCAAACCAAACAUUGCUUUAGACUUAGGGUAGAUUAAGAUUAAUUUAAAUUAGACUCAUUGAGAGUGCUUAGUGGCCUGAGAUUCAGAACAUACAUUUAUUUCUUAAACUUAACUGGCAAUAAAGUUUUCUACAUAACUAUUGAACUGCUGUAAGUAUUUUAACUAUGUUUCCAAGUUUUGUUAUCAUAGAUUCAUGUUGUGAUAAUUCAGUCUGCAGUUUAGAAAGGUUUUAUUUGGUCCAUGAAAUGAGAAGUUAGUUUGGUCAUUAAAUGUUUUCAAAAUUACAAAAUCACCAUCAUACUGAAAUGUUUUCAGAACGAAAAUGUUCUUUAAUCCUCAUUAUAGGUUCUGAUCCCCAAAAAAAGCAGUGCUGAUGAUGCCGGUGGUGUUUUAGUUGAAGUUGAUGCUGAUGAUGGGGACGAAAACCCCAGUGAUGAUGAAGAAGCAGAUGAACCGUCAGAGGAAGAGAGUGAUGAGGACAAAUCAGAUGAAGAAGAAGGUAUGGAUGAGGAUGUUGAUGAAGAAGAAGAGGAGGAGGAAAAUGUUGAUGAAAACUUUCGCCAGUCUGUGAAGCAAGCCUUGGGUGAGGCUGCCGUUGACGAUGAUACAAGUGGAGAUGAUAUAGAGGUGAAUGCUUAGAAAAAUUUAGAUAAAAAAAAUUGUGAACUAAAUAUUCUUCUGUUAAUAAAAAAUAAAUUUGGUAAAAUAAAACAUUUGUCUACUUUUUGGAAAAUAGAGCAGUAAAUCUACAAAAGAAUCCUUUUUUUUUUUUUGAGAGUCAUCACAACUUGACUACAACUUCAGUUUGUUGUAUUAAUGCAUUUCCAGGAUUUGCCAGAUCUAAGUGAUUCAGACAUGUUUAAACUUGAUGACAUGCUGGCUGAGGUGUUCAGACUGAGGAAAAAAGGCGGCGGCAAGAAGGCAAGAGAAGAAAAAAGGAAGGAAACUGCCAAUUUUAGAAUCAAGUACGUGUGGUGGUGUAGACUUAUACUUGAUAGAAUAUGAGGCUUUAAGAAAUGUUUAUUUUUAUUAGCUAAACUGAAAUUUUGUUUAUAGCUGAAAAAUUAAAGUUUUAAACACUUGCUUUUUACAGUCCAUAUAUUGAGUAAAGUAAGAAUACAGAACACACAAUAGUGGUAACUUAAAGAGAUUAAAUUUUUAUUAGAUUUUUAUUUUGUUUCUUUGUUAAAUGGAAUGAAUGUUUUGCAUUUUUGACAUGAAUUGAAGGGGUUCAAAAUCCUGUGAGACAUUCAAUUGCUUGAAAUAUGAUUAUUUUCUGUUUGUUAUUUAAGAGUUUUAGAUCUCGUUGAAGCCAUUGUGAAAUCAGAAAGGUGUGGAGACUUUUUAAUUGUAAGUGAAACAAUUUUAUAAUUACUCUAAAAUUUACAAAAGUUAAAUUGUAGCAUAGUUUUAUAAUUUAUGUUUAAAAAAACAACUAUUUUCUUACAGCAGAUUAUUUACAUUGAUUUUAAAUUUUUUCCUUGUUAUGUCAGGACCUGCUGAAGCCCUUGUUGUUGCUCAUGAUGGAAAACAAGCCAGAAAGCAUUGCUCUUGUUAAAAGAUCGACAGCUGUGUUUAAACUGCUGAAGUCUAGGGCCAAGGCAAGUAUUAAAGCUGUUAAACCUCUUGUUAAUUAUCUUAUCAUUGCUACAUUUUUAAGUUGAGGAUAUAUUAAUUCUGUAAUUUUUUUGGGUUUUAUUUUCACAUUCAAAAUGCAUAAUUUAUUGAUUAAUCUUAAAACACUUUAAUCUCUUUUUGUGUUUUAUGUGUUAAUUCCAAGGCAUUAAACAAAUUUUUAGAUUUAUUGUUAGAAAUCUCUAUAACUCAGUAAUGUUCCCAAUAUAUUUACAGUACUCAAUUUCUUUCUGACUGUGCUGUAUCAGUAAUAUUUCUUAUUGCACUUUAAUUUUCCAGGGUUUGAAAGAUACAGUUCACUCGGUAACGGAUCAGAAAGAUUUUUUUAAAGAGUUGCUGGAACUCGCUCAAACAGGUUUGACGUUAAAUAGAAUCUCAUUUCCACUGGUAGCAUUGCUUGUUUAGAAACUACCUUGCCAAUUAAAUUAAAUUCCAUAUACAAUUUUUAUUUUCAAUGAUUGCUUUAAUUUUUAAUUUCAUAAUUUAACAAGGUGAAAUAUUUUUAACCAAUGCCUCUCAUUCAAUUUCUGAUAAUAAGUUAAUUCUUUUUAAAGCGUUGAAUUUAAUUAUCCUGAUAGUUUAUUUAUUUUUUAUUUUCAGUCACUGAUGCGACACAUUUAAAGCUAACAUCUGUAGCAUGUAUGAUUGUGGUAAGUUUUGAAAAACUGCAAGCUAGGGGGCAUCCAUAACUGAUGCCAUGCAAUUUUUGCUGAUCUCUUCCCCCCUACCUUCCAAAAUACAGGCACUUUCAUAAUAAAUUGUAAAAAAUUCAUGACACCUCUCCUAUGUGUCAUUUACUGAUGGCCGCUUGGGUGUGUAGCUAUUAAAUAGUUUGUUAAACACUAAAUGUAACAUUAUGUUUUUAUACUCUCCAAAAUUUUUUUACAAAAUAUAUCUUUCCUCCUUUUUUUAAAAUGCUAUAUAUUAAUAUUACACGAUGGUCAAAGAUUGUUCAAAUGUUUUAUUGAUAGACUCCAUUGAAUGUAAGAAAUAGUGUAAAUGGUCGUUGCAAGGUGUUAUUCUUGUACCGGUACUUAAAUAAAAUUGUUCCGUGACUUAAACAAGUUAAUACAAAUUCAUUCAUUUCUGUUUACAGAUGAAUUUGGAGUUUACUGGCCAGCACACUGGGGUAAGGCCUUGUCUUUGUUGUGGAUAUAAAAUGAUAUCAAAUCAACAAAUAAUGAAGUAGCGCCAACACCUAAUAAAUUUGAUUAAGUUUGUUCAUGAUUAAAUGAUUGUGAUUGAGUGGUUUAUUAUUUAGUGGUUUGUGAUUUAAUGGUUUGUUAUUAAGUGGUUAAUGUUUAAGUGGCCACCCAGACUAUUUAAAGAAUUAUUAUUGUCAAUCACCAUAGUUGUUUUUUUGCCAUUGUAAGCAGGAAAUGUAAAAAUAAAAAAAAAAUAAAAAAAUUAAUGCCUUAUGUUCUUUUUAUCAAGACUAGAUGACAAUGAAGAAAGGCUGCGACUAUUCGUACUCGGGUACCAGAAGUGAGAGGUUGGGAUUAAAAAACUAUUUAAAAUUUUUAUUGUUGGGUAAUAAACUAUGGUAUCACAAAUGACAUCCGAAUAGCUUGAGUCUAAUGGUACCCGGAUGCGAAUGGCGGCGCUGCGUGUCUGAGUCCAUUUUGACUCUGUGCUAUUCGGAUGUCAUUUGUGGUAGUUUAUUUUAGUUAAACUGAAGAAUUAAGUUUUCAAACAUAUAUUCCAUUCAAUUAUCUUUCAUUUGAUACCUCAGUUUGUCUUACAAACCCACAAUAAAGUUUUAAAUAGUUUUUUAAUCCCAACCUCUCACUUCUGGUACCCGGGUACGAAUAGCCUCUUCGAUGAAGAAAAGUUACUUAAUAAACUUGGGGGGGGGGGGGGGGGGGACAUAAAAAAAAUAAUUAUUGUGAAAAAAUUGUGUGUAUUUGUAACUAAAAAAAUUAAUACUUUUUCCAUCCAGGACUCAUCAGCGGCUCUUUCACAGUGUGUGGAUCUUCUAAAAGAAACACUUGUGAAUGUCAUCAAUAAAAAGUAAUCACAGCCUUUUUUUUAAUUUACUUUUUAAUUUUCCUGUUUUUAUUUUAUAAUAUUUUUCUAAGAAUCACUGGAUGAUUUUCUAAUAAGAAGGAAAAUACAAUAUUUAAAAAAAUCUUUUAUGGUAGUCAAAUGUUAUUAAUUUUUUUCAUUCACAGACAGUCCAAGCCAAGCCUUUCUUUUUUUUCAUCAUUGAUAGACCUGAACCCUGUAAGUUAGUAACAUCUCACCAUUAGCUUCAAUUAUAAGUGAAGGAGUUUUUAUCAAAAUAUUUUUUCUGAUUGUGCAGUGUUAAUUAUCUGUGUAGUGUUUGAAAAAAUGUAUCUUCACAUUUACAGACCUGUUCACCCUCAAACUCUUCAAAUCGUACAAUAUAAUCACAAAAUCGUUUAAAACAUUAUCUUAAUUGUAAAAUAAUAAACUUACAGUAUAAACAUGUAUACACCUUAAAAUCGUACAUUGUUCGCCAAAAUCGUAAGAGUAAACAGGUCUGCAUUUAUAAUAAUUACCCAUUUUUUAAUAUCUAAAGAUACGUUUCAAAGAACUGAGUCCAAUGCUGGUCACUAGCUUGCAGACUGAGACAACUAAACCCCAUAGCAAGGUAUGUAUCAAAAUAUUCUUUUAGCCUAGUCUUUAAAUACUUAACAGUGAAGGACUUGGACUUGUGAUGAAUAGCAGACAUCGUUUCAAUGACUCAAUUUACAGUUUAAAUUUUCUUGUUGCAUUAAAUUUAUAAACCUGCACCAAAAUAAAAUUUUGUCAAUGUUUUUUUAACGUUUUUUUUCUCUCUUUUUGACUUUUGAACUUACAAAUCAAAACAGAUCCUCAGCUAACAUUAAAAUAAAUGUUCUUUGCUGAAGAUCCGAAAUGUUUUUUUUCUCCCCAUCCGUUUACCAAUGUGAACUUUGUCCAAUCCUCAGAUGAUUUGCUGCUCUCUGUUGGCGAGUCUUGCCAAGAAGUCUAACAAUGUGAGUAGUCAUGCGUCAUUAAAUUACAGGCUGUAUGCAAAACUGGCAGUUGAGAUUUUUUUAAAGCAUUAUUUCAUAUUUAGAGCAGUGAGCAAAUUUUCUUCUCUUCUCUAAUAACCAGGUUAAUGACUCUGACAAAGAGAGCUUAGAGAAAUGGAUGACAAAAGCAGCAACAUAUGUGACACAGGUAGGACUAUUGCCAGAUAUUUCUGACAUAUUUUUUUUUUUGUCGACCAUAUAAUGCACACAAGGGAAAACCAGGCUCUGAAAGAAAUAGGACACGGUAUGUAGAGGCUUGAAAUAGAAAAGCAGGACAAAAAAGAAGGAGAGCGUGUUGGGUAAGAGCCUUCCUCAGCAGACAGAAUAAAUGAAGAAAUGACAAGAAAUAGAAAGUAUAUUAAAAACAUGCAGAGUUAAUAGGUAGUAAGUAAUAGAUAAAAUCUCAUUUAGUCAGCUUGGCUAUAAUUUUAUUACCCAAUAAGAUGGCAUAUUUAUUCAGUCCUUCCUUGUUUCACAUAUCUUACAAAGAGAAAUGUGGUGCUGUCCUUGGCUAUUUUAAACAGGCGAUUUUAUUUCUGUGUUGCGUACACGCACCUUGUGUCUUGAAAAUGUUUCCUGAUUUUUAAAGUGAGUUCAACAGUUGCCUAGAAUUUUUCUAAAAUAUUUAUGUGGCACUGUAAAAAAAAAAAAAUCAUACAUCGUAAAACAUUUGAGGGCAAAUAUCAAUUUAUUUUUUUCUCUUUUCUUAUCUCCUAAUUACAAAUUAUAUAUCGUCUUAUGAGCUAUUAAUUUUCAUUUCCAUCCCCCAGUUCAUCCUGGCCCUCGACAGGGCAGCUCUGCAGGUCAUGCUGACCAAGGAUGUGUUAACCUUGGCAGUGGCCCUACAAGCCAGAACUGACAUUUUCACUCAGGUACCAUCUUCUGUUUCAGCUUGACAUGUUUUGGUUUUAUAUUUUAUACCAAUAAUACAGUGGCCUCUUUUUUUAGUAGUUGCAUAAAUAAGGCAUGAACUUGCUCUAACAAUUCAUUAAUCGUGCUCAGUGUUACAUGACGACUUCAUUGUACAUUGUCAGUGUUGAGCAAGAGAAUCUCAUGUUUUUACACUCUAUUUACAUCACAUUGUAUAAAGAGAUUUCUUACUUUGGCUAGAAACUGAUGGUUUUUAUAAUUUUUUAUAAAAAAGGCAAUCAGGGAAAAAUAAAAUCUCUCUGUGGAGGAUGCAUAUAAAUGUUUGCUCAAAUAAGGGGGAAACCUAGAAUUGGGUCAGUAUUUCUACUCUGAUAACAUCCGCUGGUUUACUGUUGUAGGGGGGGUCUAUUUAUAAUACUUGUUACAUACCUACUCUAUAUGGUUUUUGUAAAUUUAAUCUGCUUUAAGAUUUGGCUAAUGUUUUUAACAGUGCGUAACUAAGACUGAAAACCGGUCUACAAAUAAAAAUGAUACCAUAGCUGGUGAUAUUAACAAUAUUCAAUUUAAUUAUAUUAUUAAACUUAUAUAAAGAAUACAAAAUCAAAUAGAAAUGAAAACUAUAUCAAAUUACAGCACAGCAAGUGAAAAAGUAAAAUCCUGGAAAGAUACAAAUAUUAAUUUACACUCACAUAAAAAGUAUGAUCUUGUUAGUAUAUUAUGUCUGUUAAAUGUCUAGGAAUAACAGAAAAAAAUCUCUGCCGGUUUAUUUAAAAGGAGUGUUUUAGUACCCUCCAGAAAAGAUAUUCUACACAUUUCAUCACCCGAUAUCAUUCUCUAGAACCAAUUAGAACGUAAACAACCUUUUCCCAAUCAAGGGAGGGGAGGAUGUGGUACGCACUACACAUUAUUUCAGUGAUGUCAAUAAAUAAAUUUAAAAAUUUUAAGUCUGUGGGAGAAGGGUGGCCACCACAAGCAGUAGAUAAAAACUAGUUUAGCAUAAAAGCUAUAAAAUAAAAUAAUGAUCAAACUUUUUAAACUGGAUUUAAUUUUAAAUAUUUUUUCCUUCUUUUUGGUUUUAGUCACCGUUUGAUGUCAGUGUUAAGAAGCACCUGAUGGAUGUGAAAUCAGCAUUCAACACAGACCUGAGAAGGCUGGCUAAUAAAGUCAUUAGUGCCAUUGAAAGGUUAGUGACAGUUGUAAUAUUAGGGGACAUCAUUACUCUGGAUAAAUUCUAAAAAAAACAUUUUUUACUGAUCGAAUGGCUUCAGUCGCCUUUCCCUGAAUUCUAUAUGACAAUGUAAAUUGUUACAUCCUGGCAUUUAGAAAAUAAAAAAAAAGUUAUUUUGUAAUUCUUGUAAAGUAUAAUUGAGGGAAAAAUAAUUGUUUGUGUGUAAUUGUAAUAUUUUUGAAACAAAUUUUAAUGAAAUCCAGCUUUUGAUAAUGUCAGUUAUAAUUUCUUUAGAAUAUAGCUAGGUUUACUCAGGAUGUUAAAGUUACUCUUUUCAAAUUUAACUCAUUUUUUUUAUACUAAAAGCGCCCAUCCAUAAAUGACAUCAGAUAUUUUUCAACACACACACCGCCACCCAAUUGUCACAAAUUUGUAACUCAAAAUAGACACUUUUAUCACUGUCAUAAAUUGGGGCCUUCCCACCCCACUUUCCCCAGAGGCUUGAUGUCCUUUCUGGAUGGCCCCAAAUUUAUAAAGAUUAUCAGGCUUAAAUUUGUAAGGGGGCAGUAAGCAUGUCACUGGUGAUAACUUGGCUAGGGGGGAAUGUUUGCAUUUAUUUACACUGAACGUAAAAGCUGAUACCAGUGAUAAGAGAAACACUCUUUCAUGUUCUUUUCCUGAAUGGCUGUGUGGCAUAUCAAUACAAUAUUUGUUCUGGCAACCAACCGGCAAGCCAGUCAAUAAUUGUGGGGGGAAAUUUAAGAUGUGGAUCCACAAAGAUUUUUAUUGUUUAAAUCUAGCGUUUCUAGUAUGAGGGACUUGAAUUGGUGAAACUGAAGAACUGUUUGCUUGAAGAGAGUAAAUAUUGAACAAUGGAGAAACAUUAGAUUAGAACAGGAUUAUUGGGAUUAGGUUUCUGUAACAUCUAUUGAACAGGUCAAACUUGAAAAUGAGUUUUACAUUUUAAUACUUGUUACUGUGUGGUGAUGUUUUUUUUUAAACUUAAAACUUAGUAAAAAUUAUAUACCGGUAAUUAGGGGUCUGCCGGAGUCCGGUCCGGAAUCCGGUUCCGCCGGAUUUUGCACUAUCCGGUGAAAUCCGGUUCCGCCGGAUUUACAUGUAUCCGGAACAACCGGAAUCCGGAAUAUACCGGAUUUCGGAAUUUGCCAGAUUUUGUGACUCACCGGAUCAUAAUCUGAAAUAAAAGUAAUUCUCUUUCCCGAAUUCCACACAAUCACGAUACAUUAAUCGAUUGUUUCGAGCGUUGAGCUUGUUUAAUGUUUAAUAUUCUGUACAUACCAGAGGCUAGAGUCAGCACCGCUAAUAGUGGCCAAUAGUGUAGGGACUUUGAUAAGAAAAUUUAAACUUUUUGUAAAAAUAAACCAAUGGCAUAGUUGAAAAGAUGUAAUUUUUUAAAGAAUUAUAACACCAAAAUCAUAUUUUUAGCUGUUGUAGUUUUAAAGUUAUGAAUUUUUAAAGUACGACUUGGUUUGUCAUUUUUUAACAUGGACUGCAUCUCCACAUUCUGUGAUCUCAUUCCACCAAUCCCGUCAUGCGCAAUGACUAUAUAGUUUAUAUAAGGCAACGCAUUCCCUGCCUUAUCACUAAAAUACUGUUUAGACUUAGUUUAAACUUUCAACUUUGGCACAUGAAUAAUUAAUUAAAGCUUUCCCUGACCAAUGGUUUAAUAGUUUUUGCACACGGCAAACUCUUAUGAAUGAAACUCUGAGGUAGUACUACGAUACAGUUAUGCAAGUGGCUGUGAAUGGUUGCCAAUGACAACGUGUUGCACACGGUAAAUUCUGAUCAUUUAUAAUAUGGAUUCUACCGGGUUGUUAAAGCUCAAAUUAAAACAUUCCAGUUUAAAUGUCUUUAAAUGCAUUCUGAAACACAAGUUAUCAAUUAUUUUGAUGUAAAUAGUGAUAAUAAAUUAAUAUUUCCUAAGUAUCGUCAACUUCCGCCAUUAAAAAGGGGGGCGUGGCCAACCCCAUGGCGAAAUUAGGUUGAGCGAGCUGCAUGACCUGCUGCGAACGCGUAGAAACAUGGCGUCUCUCGUAAGACACUUAUCCAAAUGGAACGGAACUCAAAUAUAUAUCGAAAGUACUAAUUUAAUAAUAAAUAGACACACACAUCGGAAAAUUAAAAACUCAGAUUUUUUGGCGCCGAUUGCGAAUUCCCAUACACAAAAAGUAGUAGUCCACCUUGACUUACCGAAGUAUCUACCAAUAGUACCAAAAUUCGGAAUCCGGGAGAAACCGGAAUCCGGAUUAUUCAGGAAUCCGGAUCCGGCGGAUUUCGCAUCCGAAAAUCCGGAUCCGGUUGGAAAAAACGGAUCCGGCACACCCCUACCGGUAAUAUCCAUCUAUCCCUGUGGUGCUACAGCCCAAAUGGGGCUUUGGCCUGCCUCACUACUUCCUUCCACUCUAAUCGAACUAAUGCUUUUCUUUUCCAUGCUUGGAUUUCCAGCUGCUGUAGAUCUUUUUCCACAUCAUCCCUCCAUAUAAGCCUAGGUCUGCCUUUGAGCAGUUUUCCCCUUGGGUUUUGGUGGUGCACCCUAUUCACUCCUCUGUCAUUCGGCAUUCUUUCCAAGUGUCCCACCCUGUAUAGACUGCCCUUUUUUAUUUCUGCUACUAGUGUGGGAUCCUGAUUUAUAGAAAUACAGUUCUUUGUUACUGUGGAAGUGGAUCGAUAAGAGAAAAUAAUGAUAGUAAUAAAAGGAUAAUUUUUAUUAUUUUUUUUUUUUAAAUUUUAUACAGGAGCCAGUCCAUGUCUAAUAAAAGAAAAAGUAAACAAAAAGGAAAUAAACGAACCAAUGGAGAUGCACCUACAGAGAAAUCUCCUGCCAAAAAGAAGAGAAAAUUAUAGAUGACAUGUACAUUGUGUAAAUAUUAUAUGAAUGCAGAUUUCUUCAUAAUACAUACAAUACAAUACAAUAUAAACUAUCAGCUGGUCUUGAAUUUGUUGACUUUGAUUUUUUUAAAGAUCUAUCUGGUUAACUACCAUUAAGUUGCUGGUGGCGCC
Messenger RNA from Lymnaea stagnalis (great pond snail), 20357 nucleotides. The record is from the annotation of a GenBank genome assembly. Lineage: Eukaryota; Metazoa; Mollusca; Gastropoda; Lymnaeidae.